UCAGAACAAAAGGAACUACCUAUUGAUGUUAUAAAUUUUUCUCGAGAAAGUUUCUGUAAAAAUGGAAUUUAGCGGAGGAAAAGGAAAAAAGUCAGUAUCAGGUAACUUGAUCAUCAAGACGUGGGAGCGAUGCAAAUCCAUUGGCCGCGUCCGGAAAAGUUCCACCAUGGAAAACGCAACUCUGAAGAAGAAAAGCAAAUCAUGGCCUCGGGCGAUGGAUGCAUGCGGAACUCCGGAAGAUCGUGAUCGGAAACAUCCUCGGAAGCGUCGAGUGGCUACAGAAAAAGGGUGCUUCUCAGUCUACGUCGGACCGGAGAAACAGAGGUUCAUGAUCAAAGCAGAGCAUGCGAACCAUCCCCUGUUCAUGGUACUGCUGGAAGAAGCAGAGUCGGAAUACGGGUUUAACAGCCAAGGGCCUCUGGUGCUCCCAUGCAGCGUUGAUUUGUUUUGCAAGGUGUUGUUCCUGAUUGAGGAAGGUGGCACUGAAGAUGUCCCGCCGCUGUUAGGAUGUGGGUUUCAUGGCGCUUAUAGACUCCUCAGCCCUCCCCGGAUGAUUUCCAUGAAUCAGUUGUAAUUCCCCACUCUGUAACUUGAUCCAUUUUGUUUUCGAGUUUUCAUCGUACUGGGAGAUCCACGCACAACUUCUAAAAUUCAUUCUCCAAAACAAAAAAAAGUUUAUUGC
Molecule: messenger RNA, 682 nt
Organism: Rubroshorea leprosula
Lineage: Eukaryota; Viridiplantae; Streptophyta; Magnoliopsida; Malvales; Dipterocarpaceae
Source: the annotation of a GenBank genome assembly